UGCUUAACAGAUGAUCACUGCCAAGCUGACUGGGAGAUCACUGCAGAAAAUGGGAGCAUCAGGGGCAAAGCUACAAUUGAACAAGCAUCCCCCUGUCCAACGGCUUGGAAAUGGUACAGUCCCACCUCCUCCGCCAGCUGGGAGAUGAGCUGUAGAUGUUGCUAGAAUGAAAGAGCAUCAGUACAGGCUGCAGAGAGGCUGAAGCGACGUUAGGGCGAGCAAGCGCAAAUCCAGUGGCCUGCUUAAAGAGACCAGCGGCGGGGGAAUAACGCUCCACCUCCUCUCUCUCUUUUUUUCCUCGCUCUCUCUUACCCCUCUGCCUUCUUCGGAAGUAAAGGCGCCUUCACAAGCAGAGGAGCAUCUGCAACAGGAAAACAUGACUCAAGGAAAGCUCUCUGUGAACAACAAGCCUCCAAACUCUGAAGGGCAACGGGGAAAUGCAGAAAAGGACAGUGCGACCGCCCCAUCAGCUCCUCCAACCUAUGAAGAGGCAACUUCAGAAGAAGGGAUGAAAGCAGGGGUAUUCCCACCCCCAAUGAAUGUCCCUCUCCACCCCACCUGGGCAUAUGUGGAUCCUAGUACCAGCCCCAACUAUGGCAGUGGAGACACUGAGGUGCUCACAACUUUCAGCUGGGAUGAUCAGAACAUACGCAGGGUUUUCAUCAGGAAGGUUUAUGCUAUUAUCAUGCUGCAGCUGCUUGUUACGGUCGCCAUUGUGGCUGUCUUCACCUUCUGUGAACCAGUCAAAGGAUAUAUCCAGUCAAAUCCAGCCUGGUAUUGGGCUUCCUAUGCUGUCUUCUUUAUUACCUACUUGAUUUUGGCCUGCUGCUCUGGACCCAGGAGGUACUUCCCAUGGAACCUGAUCCUCUUGAGUAUCUUUACUCUGUCCAUGGCCUAUCUGACUGGGAUGCUCUCCAGCUACUACAACACCAAGUCAGUCCUUCUGUGUCUAGGGAUCACAGCGCUAGUAUGUCUCUCUGUUACCAUAUUCAGCUUCCAGACCAAGUUUGACUUCACCUCUUGCCAGGGCGUGCUCUUUGUGAUGCUGAUGGUGCUGUUCUUCAGUGGGAUCAUUCUGGCCAUCAUCCUUCCUUUCAAAUAUGUGCCGUGGCUCCAGGCUGUUUAUGCUGUGCUGGGUGCAAUUGUAUUCACUAUGUUCCUGGCCUUUGACACACAGCUCCUGAUGGGAAAUCGUCGCUACGCUAUGAGCCCAGAGGAAUACGUCUUUGGAGCCCUCAACAUUUACCUGGACAUCAUCUACAUAUUCUCCUUUUUGCUGCAGAUCUUUGGGUCCAGCCGAGAGUGAGCUGGACAGAACUCCUAGGUCCUGUGUCUGAUGAAAGAGAAUACAGAAACACACACACACAGACACAGACACAGACACACACACACACACACGUGUUAACACAACAGAAACAAACAAAGGAGAGAGGAACAAUUGACCAACUUCUCUGGCACUUUAGCGAGCUCCAUUCCAUCAGAUGAACACCUGUGCCCACCCAUUGGCCUUGGGUUCCUUCUGCAGCCUGUACAUAUAUAUAUUUAUGCUGUUAAAUCUUUUGUGACUCAAAAAGCAAAUUGGGAUGGAAAUGCUAGGCCUUCCCUUGCUCCCAUGACUGCCUUCAAGCUGUUAAUUGAAUCUGGGUGGUGGAGGGGAGGGGUGCAGUUCUGUAAAGAACAGCAGGAGAGAAAGUGUGUGUGUGUGUGUGUGUGUGUGUGUGUGUGUGUGUGUGUGUCCCAGUGUUGCAUUCAAACUAGAGCUGAAACAAAUGUGGAGGGUGGGGGGAGAAUGAAUCAGAAUUCAAAUAUAUACAGACUACCACAAUUUAUGCAAAUCUACACAGUGCUUCUUGAGAUUUCUUGCAUUUGUAAUCUGGAUUGCACUUCUCAAAAUCCAAGUUCUGGCACAAAUUUAAGACCAGCCUGUUUACUUGCUUUCCCUCUUAAACCCACCCUUUCCCCCAAAUGCUCAGGGGGGCUUACAUAUCAUGCCUAGGCAAACUCCCAUCUAAGCAGCUUCCAAGGCCCAACCUGCUUAGCUUCAGCACUAGAAUUGAGCCAUGGUUUUCCUCAUGGGCCACUGGGCAUUUUUGUCCCACAAAAUGGAACCAUGUUGCCUGGCCUUGCAUUUUAAUUCAGCAGUUGAAGGUUGAGUGCAUCUGUUGAAUUUCAGUUUCUUGGCCUUGUGUUUUGUUUCAGCUCUUUAACAACACAGCAAGGGAAAGAUGGGGAGAGAACAUGCACAAGAAAUGGACAGCGUGAUCCUGCUCAACCAGGGAUAGUGUUGGAGCACUGGUUUGGUCUCAGGAACAAACUUUUGCUUGUCCACAGCCAGCUUCUGAGAUCUCUCCUCUUGCCACCAUAUGUUUUGCUCCCCUCCUUGGCAUCAGUUCCUCCACCUGUCCCACUUCUCCUCUCCUGGGAGCAUUGGUGGUAUUAGGCCUCUUCUCAGUAGCUAAUCGUGGCUCAGGAGGAGGAGAGACAGGAGUUGAACACUAGACAUUCAGACAUUACAUUGAACACUCGUACAAUGAGUGUACAGUGUACACAGAUACAGUUAUUCACAUGUUAUGUUGAACACAGGUAUAGCAGUGAACUUCCUAUCUGUAGCCCACAUUUGAGGGGCUUGUACCCAGGAUCUCUUUUAAAAUGAACAUAGUUAAAGUCAUUCACACAUGAACGUGUAUAAGUGUAUGGACAUCUGUACACGCAGACAACAUAAUGUCUGAAUAGGGCCAGAGAAUGCUGUUUGUUCUGCUGUUGUAUCCCUGAAUAAGCAGGGCUGGGCUUCAAGGAGCCAGGGCUGAUUUGGAGAGAGUGGCUUGGCUCUUGUUGAACUACAACUCCAGUGACCCCUAGCUUCAAUUUAUAGAGGCUGGGAAUGAUGGGAGUUGUAGUCUAGCAACAGCUGCAGAGCCUCAGGUUGUCCUGUCCUGGACUAUAACUUCUUGAAAAGAUGAUUGCCAUUCUCUAUAGAGAGAAAGAGAAAGAAAUUGAGAACUACUGUGUUAUGGCACCUUUGUACAUAAUAUAUUUCAAAAUCUAGAUGGGACAAGGAAGAUUGCUGGUCUUGUGGUAGCAAGCAUGACUUGUCCCCUCAGCUAAGCAGGGUCCACCCUGGUUGCAUGUGAAAGGGAGACUAGAAGUGUGAGCACUGUAAGAUAUUCCUAGACCAUCUAGGCUCCAAGUUUCUUCCCUGGCAUCUCCAAGACAGGGCUGAGAGAGACUCCUGCCUGCAACCUUGGAGAAGCCGCUGCCUGUCUGUGAAGACAAUACUGAGCUAGAUAGACCAAUGGUCUGACUCGGGAUAUGGCAGCUUCCUAUGUUCAUCACUUUCAUUGGUAUUCAUAUCAUUGCAUUGGCACCAGCAGCCCUUUAGAUAUCCUGAGUCUAUAGAUAGAAGCCUCAUGUCUCCCAUAAGUUUCAUCUAUAGGCAAAUCCUCUCUCAGAGGUACCUUUCUCACCCUAAUCACCUCUUUACAAAAAGUGUUGUAACCUUCUUGUGCAAAGCCCCUCUGACUGCUUUGACCACUACUGUCUCAAUUUCCUGGCCAUGCAGGCCGGCAUCACUCUCUAAGACCUGGUUACAAACUGGAGUGUGAGAUCAUGCUGCCAUCCCCAUCUCUCUGUUGCCAGGUGGUGAUAGACUGAUAGGACGAGUGUUGAGGUGGCAGAAUGGAAAUCCAAAGGGAUAUGCCUGACCACCGCUGGACAAAGGUUAUGUGCAGAAAGUGUGGACCAUUUCUAAGAGCUCAAGUUGUGCAGGAGUUGUAUUUUAAAGGCUCUGUCUGCACCAGUACCACUGAUUGUGUGCAUCGGACGAUUCCAAAAGGCCAUCUCCCACCGUGCGUAGAGCACUCUUUGCCUUGCAGCUGGAUAGAACUGCUGAUGCAGUUCAGUGUUUUGCACUGUGGCAUUCAUACCCCACCCUUCCUCUACUGAAUGCAGGGGGCGCUGAGCUCAUCUGAACUGUUCGUGGCGCAGUCCUAUUUCAGCUGGUUAGAGCAUUGGAAUAGAUCCUGGGAGGCCCCAGUUCAGAUUCCCAUUCGGCCAUGAAACUCACGGGGUGAUUCUGGGCCACUCACUUAUCUUCCAGCCGUACCUACCUCACAGGGUUGUUGUGAGGAUAAACAUAACCAUGUGCACCAUUUUGGGCUCCUGGGAGGAAAGUGGGCUAUAAAUGUAAAUGUAAAUUUACAAAAGUAGGCUAUAAAUGUAAACCAAAACUGGGCCUUUUCUAGAGUUGCCCCGAGGCUCUGGAACACACUCCCAAAUGAAAUCAAAAUCUCCUCAUCUCUGGUUGUUUUUACACAACUUUUGAAAACACACCUAUUUUAUCAGGCUUUUAGUUUAUAAUGUUUUAAAGUUUAUUUGAUAAUUUUAAUCUGCGUAUAUGGUUUUUAGGUUUUGAUAGUUGUAUGAUUGGGUUGUAAUCCACCCUGAGAUUUUAUAUAGGGUGGUAUAUAAAUGUGACAAAUAAACAAUAUAAUAUAAAUAAAGUAGGGGAUAGGUUAGACUGACACAAUUAGUUGCCCAGGGCCGCUCUGGAGGCAUCACACCUGAAAACGGAUUUGAACCCGCCUUCCUGUGGUUGAAAUACUGCAUCAGCUGCACCACACUUGCUCCCUAGUCAGACAUGAUCUAUGAUGCUUUGUGUAUGUAUGUAUGUAUGUAUGUAUGUAUGUAUUUAUUUGGUUUGUUGCACUGAUAUCCUGCUUUUCUUUCCAGAAGCUCAGAGUACACUUCAUGGGGCUCCUCCAGGCAGUCUCCUAGCUGGGAGCGGACUGAGAGCUUAUGUUUAACCAUAUACCAGCAUCCUGUGCCCUCAGAUGACUCCAUUAUUAAACAAAUUCAUUCUA
Hemicordylus capensis (graceful crag lizard) is the source of this 4859-nucleotide messenger RNA. It is a transcript of the gene FAIM2, whose product is annotated as Fas apoptotic inhibitory molecule 2. Gene Ontology annotation, cellular component: Golgi apparatus; membrane; endoplasmic reticulum. The record is from RefSeq and is a predicted model, not a curated record. The transcript has 13 exons. Gene Ontology annotation, biological process: negative regulation of apoptotic signaling pathway. NCBI's taxonomy places the organism in Eukaryota, Metazoa, Chordata, Lepidosauria, Squamata, Cordylidae. Bases 377 to 1306 code for a protein of 309 amino acids.